GGUGCCAUUCUCUUUUUGGUUUUCUUUUCCAGCUCCACUGAGAACAAAAUGAGCAGUAGCAACCUGGCAGUUAUCUUUGUUCCGAACCUCUUGCAAUCAAAUGAAGCUGACAAGAUGUCGGCUCAUACAGAGAGAAAGCUUCGUUUGCAGGCGGCAGUUCUGCAGACACUUAUUGAUCAUGCAGAAGAAAUAGGGCAUGUACCAAAGUUCAUCCUGAAAAAGAUACCUACUAUGCUUGGCAUUGAUGAUCCUGUCUCCACUCCUUCGCGGCAAGAAUAUGAAGAAAGUGAAGGUGAAACUCCAGGUGAACCCACAAGGAGGAGGAGGAGGAGGAGGAGGAGCAUGGGAGAUAUUGUUAGUGGAGCUCUGAAUAAACUUAAAUCUAACAGAACCCCCUCCACUACACCACAGAGAGACAGGCAUGUCUUUUCAUCAGUGACUCCAGUGAUACUUACUCCAAAUUUUAAACGUAAAUAUCCAGCUGAUUCCUCUCAAGGUUUCUCUAACAAGAAAAGGCGAUCUAUCAGGCAUAACUUGGCUCUUGAAUUGCUACCAAGUAGCCUUUUUAGCGUUGGAUCAACACCUGGUUCAGCUCAUUUUGAAACAAGCCCUGGUGUAUCACCUCAGAGUUCUGUGUCUAUCUCAGUCAGUAGUGAAAAGCACCUGCCUAGUGUAGGAAGUCGAAGAAGCAAAAGAAUUGCCAGCAAAAAAGUACAUAGGGUUGAGUCUGGAAAAAUGGGUUGCUUUUCUCCUAAGGUUAGUCGGAAAGAAAUGGUGCGCAGGUCAUUGCGAUUAAAGUUCAUUUUGGGGAGGAGCAGCAAAGAGAAUACUGCAGUGGAGCAUCAGCCUAGCAACAGAUCUGAAAAUGUUGGUCGUCGACUUGCAAGUCAACAAAAUGUUGAAAGUGGGGAGAAUUAUGGAAAGACAGCUGCAUUUUUAAGCCCAUGUGUUGGCGAAUCUAUAACAAAAAAAGAUUCCAAAAACAUCAGCAAGUCAGAGGAAAACUUGCAAAUUGAAAACCAACAUAAUGAAACAACCUACCGAAUGUCCUGGACCGGCCCCAGCACUGCAGGAUCUGAGAAGACUAGCAAUAGGGCUGCUGCUUUAAUGGCAUGUCGUGAAGCAGAAACCUCUUUUUCUGAGCCUGUACUUACAGCUAGAAUACCACCUAUCAUUCCUGUUAAGUCUAGACCCACUGAUGCAAGUUCUGAACAGGAAAGCAAUAAACAAACUUCUUUUUGUGAGGAUGAAAAUAAUUUGACUGCAGACACUUUAUUGAAAAUUAAGAAAGCAUUUUCUGAAUCGGGAAGCAACCUUCAUAAUUUAUUUGAAACUGAGCCUUCAAAAUUAAAUUUAACACAAGGUACUGCAUGCUUUUCAGAACUCAAUCUAAAGGAAGAGCUCUCUAAAGACCAAGCUCAGAAAUUGACAAAUGUAGAACAGAAGGCUCCAUUUCUAGGUUCUGCGAAUAAAUCAAACAUCUCCAACAAACAUCUGCCAAAUAUGGAUCAAGUCAAAGCUGUAGACAGUUCCCUCUUCCCAAACAAUACAGAGACUAAUCGUCCAGUCCAUGAUCUUAGCAAAAGUGAGGGAUCAAUAAAAAAGGAGCACUUGGCCAUAAUGACAUCUCCAGGGAUGCAUUUAAAUAGCACAAACACCCUGAAAAAUGAGACAUUGGAAUCAGAUGAAAAAACUGAUGAAGAAUUUAGAUACUGUUACUCAGAAAUUAAAGAAUGUCUUGAAAAAGGGGAGCUUCUUUCUCAGUUGCCAGAAGAUGGCGACAGAAACAAUACAUGUUAUCUACACAUGGAAACCUCUGAGAAAUCUACAUUUUCCCCUCCAGGAAAGGUUGCUGACCAUAUACAUUGGUUCAACAAACUUUCAUUAAAUGAGCCAUGUUCUGCAACCAAAGCCAAAUCACCACUUAAGUUUCAACGUACGCCCGUCCGUCAGUCAGUACGGAGAAUGAACUCCCUCUUGGAGGCUAACAAGCCGUCAGUUGCUUGUAGAUUAAUAAAAGCUGGCGAUGACUGUCCUUCUCUUGUUAAAUCAGUGAGUUUUGAAACCGCAUUGCCGUCCUACGUGGAAAAUACCUCUAGUACGUCUACAGCUUCUCUGCUUUCUUCUGACUCAACCUGCAAGCAAGAGUCUACCUGCAAUCGGUAUUCUCUGCCUUCCAAAUCCUGCCCACAACUAAUACAUCCAUUGCAGCAAGCCAGCAGGCCUGGUACAAUCUGCAAAGAGACACUGACUACCAGUCAUCAAUCCAAGUCAGUCCUUGAGGACCUAACUAAUCACGAAGCACCAAAAACUGUUGUAAAAACGAACACAAAUAUAAAUAUUCUGGUUGCUACACCUGACAAAUGUGAUUUCAGGAGAAAAUUGUCAGAAAAGAAGGUUCGCUAUAGAGGGUCUCCAAAGAACCCAAUAGCCACAACCAAACUCCUUCCAGUUGUUAAACCUCUUGACUUAUAGGUUAAACAACCCAAUUCCUGGCAUGAUUCCUAUAGACUUCAGUGGUCUUUGUAUUUAGGAUUGUAGCCAAAGUGUUGUUUAUCUUAAACUAUCAAACUGCUUCUUUAUUUUU
Lacerta agilis (Sand lizard) is the source of this 2587-nucleotide messenger RNA. RefSeq names its product Rho GTPase activating protein 11A (gene ARHGAP11A). The transcript is spliced from 8 exons. NCBI's taxonomy places the organism in Eukaryota, Metazoa, Chordata, Lepidosauria, Squamata, Lacertidae. The record is from RefSeq and is a predicted model, not a curated record. Gene Ontology annotation, biological process: signal transduction. Bases 49 to 2475 code for a protein of 808 amino acids.